Molecule: messenger RNA, 1623 nt
Organism: Cloeon dipterum
Lineage: Eukaryota; Metazoa; Arthropoda; Insecta; Ephemeroptera; Baetidae
Product: probable chitinase 2
Exons: 8
Coding region: 19-1533 (504 amino acids)
Biological process (GO): chitin catabolic process; carbohydrate metabolic process
Cellular component (GO): extracellular region
Molecular function (GO): chitin binding; chitinase activity
Source: RefSeq, a predicted model, not a curated record
CUGUGCGGCCGGCAGGGAAUGCAAGUGGUUCGCCAACAUACGCGGGUAUUGGAUAUAAUUUACAUCGUAGGCACCGGGCCCCACUUCUCUCCACUUCUCCUCCUGAGGCACGGACGGCUUCGGUGUUACCUGAUUCUUUUGCGUCGCCGAGUAGCCGGCAAUACGCGAGACACCAUGGAGGCACUCAUCACCUUUUUGCUGCUCGUCUCCACCCUGACUGCUGCCCAAGCUUACUCAGAUUUGAAGGGACACGGCCAGGUCGGCAGUCAUAAACGCGAGGUCGUCUGCUACGUCUCAUCGUGGGCCGCCUACCGCCGUGCGCCCGGAAACUUUUCCCUCACGGACCUGGACCCGACGAUUUGUACCCACCUCGUGUACGCUUUCGCAGGGCUGAACAGCACCACUUUCGAGAUCAGGUCGCUCGACCCCUACAGGGACUUGGAGGAGAACUAUGGAUUAGGUUGGUAUCGAAAAAUGACUGUAAUGAAGAAACAGUAUCCACACCUGAAAGUCACCAUUGCCAUUGGCGGCUGGAAUGAAGGCUCUACUAAUUAUUCCAGAAUGGCAGAAGACCCGCAAAAGCGACAAAUAUUUAUCCAAAGCGUCAUCAAAUUUUUAGACAAAUUUGAUUUUGAUGGUUUGGACCUUGAUUGGGAAUUCCCGGCGAAUCGCGGUGGAAAACCCGAGGACAAGGAGAAUUUUGUUACUCUCGUCAAGGAACUGCGAACUGCAAUGCCGAACAAAUUGUUGACCGCCGCUUUCGGCGCCGGAGAGACCAUUAUCAAAUCUGCUUACAACAUUCGCGCCCUUUCGACCCACCUGGAUUUGAUGCACAUCAUGGCCUACGACUAUCACGGUACUUGGGAAGGAAAGACAGGCUCUAAUGCGCCUCUGAGAACAGUCGAUUCGCACGAUCCUCUUUCAAUUUCCUACACAAUCAAACUUCUGAAAUCGCUGGGGGCGCCUGCAAGGAAAAUUGUGCUUGGAGUGCCAAUGUACGGUAGGACCUUUUUGCUGAAAAAACCGGCGGUCGGGGAGGACCAACAAGUGCAGCCGUUUGGUGAAGCAGCCCAAGAAAGAGGUUUCCAGGGACCUUAUACCGGCGAGGACGGCUUCAUGGGCUACAACGAGAUUUGCAAAGAGGUUGAGUCUCCCUCAACCACUUGGAGACUGAUGUGGGACGAAACGAGCAAAACGCCCUAUGCAGUGAGUGGCGAUAAAUGGAUUUCUUACGACAACGAGAGGAGUGUUGCCGAAAAGGCGAAAUUCGCGAUUGAAGAGGAUUUGGGAGGAGUAAUGGUGUGGUCCAUCGACACUGACGACUUCCGUGGCGACUGCCGCUCCAAUGGCGAGACUGGAGGUCACUUCCCUCUCGUCACCGCCCUGAAUGUAGCCAUGGCUCAGGUGAUCAACGAGCGCAGCUCAGAAGUAAUUACGACGUCCACCACUGAGCAAACAUCAGGUUCUUCCACUCUGGUCACGUCCAUUGCAGUCUGCGCCAUAUCAUUUGUGAUGAUGCUCAGAAAUUUUUAAUCAAAGCCAAAAAUAUUGUAUUUUGAUGGGAUUUUUAAAGAAUGUACAAAAAGUAAUAAAAAAUGCGAAAACUUUUAAAGUUGCUGUGAA